AUGGGGGCCGGGCUGCUGAGCGCCCUCCUGGGCCUCGCACUGGCCCAGGUGCAGAUGACCCCGCAGGGCCUGGACCUGCAGAAGAUGGUAGGAUUCUGGUGGGAAGCUGGUGUGGCCUCCAGAGAAAACUUGGCACUAAAGACCCCGAAGAGGCUGGAGGCCUUGUUCCUGACCGUGAGUGGGGAGACGCUGACCGUGACAGUCGCCUACAACAACUCAGGAAGUUGUCAGACUGAAGAAAUAGUGAGCUCAGAAAUGAAUGUUUUGGGGAAAUUUGUGUUUCCUGGCCGCCGGGAGAUCCACGUGAUAGACACAGACUAUGAGCAGUACGCCAUCCUGCGCGUGUCCCUCCAGUGGCAGAACAAGGAGUUUUACGUGUUCAAGUAUUUCACUCGGAGCCUGGGCGGCAAGUGUGAGCCCGGGUUCCUGAAGUUCCGGGAGCUGACCACUGACAUGGGGCUGUACCUGGUGGGCCGGCACGGGAGGUGCGCCAGGCUCCUGAAGGAGGAGCUGACCUAG
This is a messenger RNA of Cervus elaphus (red deer), 519 nucleotides long. RefSeq names its product lipocalin 8 (gene LCN8). The record is from RefSeq and is a predicted model, not a curated record. The transcript is spliced from 7 exons. NCBI's taxonomy places the organism in Eukaryota, Metazoa, Chordata, Mammalia, Artiodactyla, Cervidae. Gene Ontology annotation, molecular function: small molecule binding. Bases 1 to 519 code for a protein of 172 amino acids.